CAGUGCCCGCUCAAUUUCUAGGGCAUCUUCUCCACCGCCUUGAUUUACCUCUCCUUCUUCUCCGUGUUGCAUGCCCGCAAUCCCCGCCGAGCUUGAUCCGCAGGUCGCCCGUCUCCGUCUGGCCUUCUCGCUAAUUUCGUUUUCGAGGUUCCGCUCUCUCAUCUUUCGAACUUCUUACUUGUUUGACGCGAAUUUGAUGAAUCAUUUCUUGCAAUUGGAUAUUUUUGCUGUUGCUGGAUGCUAAAAGUUUUUACAGAAGGUCAAAAGAUGAGAUUUUGCAUCUAUCUAUGAUAAAUUCCUUUCAUGGAUUUGUGAAACUGCCGAGGUUUCAUUUUACCUGUCUUUUGGUAAUCUUGUUCGCUUGGUGUUGGGAAUGGAGGAAGCAUUCAAGGAGUUGGAGGAGAUGAGGCGCGGAAUGGAGAUGCUUAAGGCGGAAAGGAAGGCAGACUAUCACCAUUCUGAGAGUUUGAAGAGAGCUUUUGAAGAGCAGCAGGCCAAAUUGCAGAAUGCGAGGGUGGAGAUUCAGCAGCAAGCAAAAGAGAUUGAUGUGAAGUCAGAGGAGAUUUCCAUGGUAAAACAGAAGUAUGAAGACCUUCAGUCAAUUUUCCAGGAGAAAGAAUCAGCCUUGAAACAGCUGAGCUUAGCUAAUGAGAGUAUGCGGACUGGAUUCAAGGAGAAGAUUAAAGAGUUAGAGCAAGUAAACAAGGAGCUUGUUUUUGCUCUGGAUGAAGCCAAUGUCAAGGCAGAAGAGCAGGAGAAUAUGGUUUGUGGAUAUAAAAAUGAAAUUGUGGUUUUAAAGGCUCUUUUGUCAGAGUCUCAGAAGAAAUUGUGUGCUGCAGAACUCAGAGCUCAGGAGCCCAAAGAGCUAAGAAGAAGAGAUGAAAUGCUAGAUGAGCUUGUUAGAGAGAAGGUAGAAAUUGAGGACCGCCUUAAAUGGAAAACUGAGCAGUUUUGGCACCUUGAAGAAGCACUAAAUAAAAUUCAACUGGAAUUCCGGGCUAGCAAGAAAGAGUGGGAAUCAGAGAAAUCAAACUUGCUCAAUAACAUUUCUUCUCUACAAUCAAGUUUGGAUUUUGAGAUUCAAACUUCCAAUGAUCUUCGUUCCCAGUUACAAAUGUGCAACCAAGCAUUAGCCCAUGAGGAAAGCCAGAGAAGAUUGCUUGAAAUUCAGAUGCAUGAAUCAAAGGAAAGGUAUGAUAAUAUUGCCUUGGAGUAUGAGGAGAUGAAAUCAAAUAUUGAGACAUUAACCGCUAGAAGAGAUGAGGAAAUUGCUUCAGUUAGGAACUCCCUGUCUGCUAAAAAUAUACUACUGAAAGAGUUGGAGUUUAAAAACACCUUCUUUGAACAAGAAAAUCAGAAAUUGCUUGAAUCUUUGAAAGAGGCACAGGAAGCUCAGAUCAAUGGAGUAGAAGCUUUGGCCUCUUUGAAGUCCUUGCGUCAAAAAUUUCGAGCACUUGUGUUGGUUCAUAAAGAAUGUUCAGAUAAGCUAAAAUCCAGGGAAGCUCAUUGGAGUCAACAGAAUGCAAGGAUUACUGAUGAACUCCAUGAAUGCUUGUUAAAGUUGAAAUCUAAUGAUCAUGAAAUCAGUAACCUCAAGGAAGAACUGGAAAACAGUCAAUGCUUGGCAAUGCAGACUACAAUGGAGAAAGAAGAGAGUUUUACCAUAAAUAUCAUAUUGAAAUCAAAGUUCAUGGAAUUGUGCUGUGAUCUUAUGGGUUUAGAUCUUAUUGUAGAAAGGGCAAAUGAAAGGGCUGAAGAAAGAGUUGCUUUUCUGACAGAGCAAUUAGAGAAUAUGAAUAUUUCUCUCACCAAAGCCAUGGCCGAGGUAUCUGAAGAAAGAAUGAAGGUACAUUUCCUUCAGUCAAAGGUCGAACAAUUAAAGUCUGUUCAUGGAGAAUUUUUAUCAAUGCAGAAAGAACUUUCUUCUUCUAAAGGAAUGGUGGCAGAACUUUCGCAGACUAUCAACCGUGUAAAAGAACAAGCUGCUCAGAAGGAACUUGAUCUGCAAGAUAAUUUGCGAAGAACUUCAUAUGAUUUAGAGAAGGCAAAUUCUUCUUUUUCUGUAAAGGUUGUUGCAUUAGACGUAGUAGAAUUUGAAUUACAGCAACAGAGAAAUGUUGUUAAAGAGUUAAAGAAGGCUAAAUGUGACUUAGAAAUUGAGCUGCAGAGAAAUCAUAAUGAAAACCAGGAUAGUAAAAGGUGUAUGGAGAAUGCUAUUCUUGAAAAAAUGGAAAUGGAAAAGAGUUUAAAGGAAGCUGAGGAAAACUUUCUCCUAAUAUUAGAAGGCAAAGAAAGGAAAGUACUUGAGCUCGAAAUAAUUAAAGUAAUACUGGAAGAACAUCUCCCUAUGAUAAACCUGCAUAUCUCUGCUGUUCCAAAAAUGCUAUUGCCCCAAUCUGUGAAGAAGAAGUUGUACAAGUUUCAAGUCUUACUUGAAAGUUUGGAAGUGAGGCUAAAUUUUUUCCAAGAUAUUAUUGAUUUGUUGGAACAGAAUCAUGGGGCAAGUAUUGAUAAUAUUUGGAUGAGCCUUGAAAAAUUAAGAGCAGCAUUUAUAGAUUUCAUGGAAGGAAAAGUCAAUGUAAUUUCUAAUAUACAUCGACGAAUUUUAACCUAUGAUGAAAUUUACUUCAGCUUAGUAGAAGCUGCAGCUAAUUCCAUGUUUUUAGAGCAGAGAGAAGUGCUGAUUGAUCAAAUCAUGGGUCUAGGUGAUCUCAUAGGAAAUAUUUCGGGAAAAGGUGAAGAGGUAAGGAAAUACUGGGAUAAGAUAUUGCAAACAAAUUAUGGGGUUGAUACUGUUACAGACAUGGAACGUGAGGACCUCAUAAGCUGCAAAAUGACGCAUGGGAGAAAGUAUGCUCCAGCUCUUUUAGACAAGGGAGACGAGAUAUUUGACAGGAGAUUGCCAUUGAAGGAACAUAACUUCAAUUUCUGAAUCUAUCAUGGAUGAGUUAUAAGGAACGGGCUUAUGAAUCUGGUAUUGUUUGAUUUCUUUUUGUUCAUUGAAAUUAACAUAUUUAUGCUUUU
Molecule: messenger RNA, 3024 nt
Organism: Phalaenopsis equestris
Lineage: Eukaryota; Viridiplantae; Streptophyta; Magnoliopsida; Asparagales; Orchidaceae
Exons: 1
Coding region: 374-2932 (852 amino acids)
Source: RefSeq, a predicted model, not a curated record